CACCCACUUAUCUCCGAAUACCCCCAAAUCCCUCUCACGCGUCUUCGAUCUCCUCCAGAACCCCUCUCACACAAACCUCAUCUCACACCCUCUCCGGCGAACUCUUCCAUGAACCUCUCCUCCUAACUCCUCUUUGCCAAAUGAAGCCAAGCGACAUUUCCUUUCCUAGGCAUAUAGGCAAGAGAACGUGUUCCUAGGGGCACUCACCGUGAGGGAAACCAUCACCUACUUGGCCCACCUGCGACUUCCGACUGCAGGCAAGAGGGAGGCAGAGAUGGCAGCAGUGGUGAAGGUGGUGGAGGUGACGAUCCUUGAGAUGGAGCUGCAGGAGUGCGCAGACCGGUUGAUCGGGAACUAGCACAUGAGGGGGAUCAACGGCGGGGAGAAGAAGAGACUGAGCAUCGCGCUGGAGAUCCUGAUGCGGCCGUGACUCCUCUUCCUCGACGAGCCCACCACCGGGCUCGACAACGCGGCCGCCUUCUUCGUGGUGGAGACGCUGAAGCACAUCGUGGUGGACAACAACAAGACCAUUGUCUCCUCCAUCCACCAGCCCAGCAACGAGGUCUUCAGCCUCUUCGAUGACCUCUGCCUCUGAUUUGGCGGAGAGGUCGUCCUCUUUGGAGAUGCUAAGUUGGCUACCCAGGUAACACUUUUAACAAAUAUCGUCGUUCAAGGAGAGGGGAUGAUCGCAGUGAUUGAAUUAUUGAUCUAUAACUUGAGGAAAGAUCUAAACUCUGAUUUGGUGUUGUAGUUUUUCGCAGAUGUUUGAAUUUUUUUGACAUUUUCCCCUCAAUCUCGCUCUUGCUUUCGUUUGGAAGUUGAGCGCUAAAGAUGAUCAGAUCGCCCUGAAUGGCUGUGAUUGUUGAAGAUAGGAUAACACGCGCUUGUAAUCAACGCUUUCGAUGUCGGCGACUUUCGCACCGCUUCCUCCCUCUUCUCCGCCAUGCGCCAUCAAGGCGACGCCAACCUCAACCAUUACACGCUUCCCCUCCUCAACUGGCCUCGCAGGAUUGGCCUCGCAGCUGAUGUCUAUUUAUGCAACACCAUGAUGGAGGUGUACGCUAGGAAUGGUCGAGUCCCCUUGGCCCGCCGGCUGUUCGAAGAAAUGCCUCUUAGGGAUGUGGUAACUUGGACGUCCUUGUUAUCUAGCUAUGUUAGCGCGGGAGACUCUCCCGAGGCCUUCCACUUGUUCUGCCAAAUGCGAGCGGAGGGUCUUGAGGUGAAUCAAGUCACAAUGGCGGUCUUGCUUCGAGCAUGUUAUGGUUCCGAAGACAAGGUCGCAGGGUGCCAACUACAAGCAUUUGCGAACAAGGCAGGCCUCCAAAGUCAUGAGUUGCUUCAAAAUUCAAUUUUGAGCAUGUUCAGUAGAUUGGCUUGCUUCGAAGAGGUCAUGAAGUUUGUCAUCAUUCAAAACAGGAGCAUUGCCUCUUGGAAUAUCCUCCUAUCAUCCUACUCUUUCAUAGGGGAUGUUUCCAGAGUAGUCAAGUGCUAUAGGAAGAUGAGACUAGAGGUGACUCCUAGCAAUGAGACUCUAACUUUGCCCAUCUCUGCAUUCGCCAAGUGUGAGCAUCUCCCUGGUGGAAGAGAGGUACAUUGCAAUGCCAUCAAAACUUGACAGAUUGACUCAGUUCUACGUGCCACUCUCGUCGAUUUCUAUACUAAAUGUGGUGAAUUGAAAUCAGCAGUCAUGUUGCAUGAUGAAUGCCAAGUGAAGUGCAACACCAUAUGGAGCAUCAUGAUGUGGGGCCUUAUUCAGAAUGGUGAGUUCUUGGAAGCUGUCAACGUGUUUGAAAGAAUGCAAAAGUCUGUAAUUAAGCCUUGUAAGGAUGCUCUAAGGGCCUUAGUUAUCGCAUAUACUAACUUGGGAGCUUUGUUGUUGGGUAGAGGAGUUCAUAAUCUUAUGUAGGAUGUGAUUGUGUAAAUAGAAUUUUUUUUGUAAAUAUUAUAGUUUUUGUAAACAUUCGAAUUUACUAUUGUG
Zingiber officinale is the source of this 1978-nucleotide messenger RNA. Its product is annotated as pentatricopeptide repeat-containing protein At4g02750-like. The record is from RefSeq and is a predicted model, not a curated record. Bases 944 to 1615 code for a protein of 223 amino acids. The transcript is spliced from 2 exons. NCBI's taxonomy places the organism in Eukaryota, Viridiplantae, Streptophyta, Magnoliopsida, Zingiberales, Zingiberaceae. Gene Ontology annotation, molecular function: RNA binding; protein binding. Gene Ontology annotation, biological process: RNA modification.